This is a messenger RNA of Onychomys torridus (southern grasshopper mouse), 1515 nucleotides long. Its product is annotated as aromatase. The record is from RefSeq and is a predicted model, not a curated record. Lineage: Eukaryota; Metazoa; Chordata; Mammalia; Rodentia; Cricetidae. The coding region runs from base 1 to 1515 and encodes 504 amino acids. The transcript has 9 exons. Gene Ontology annotation, molecular function: heme binding; monooxygenase activity; iron ion binding.
AUGUUCCUGGAAAUGCUGAACCCCAUGCACUAUAAUGUCACCAACAUGGUCCCCGAAGCUAUGCCAGUCAGUGCCAUGCCACUCCUGCUGAUCAUGGGCCUCCUCCUCCUGAUUUGGAAUUGUGAGAAUGCAUCUUCAAUACCAGGUCCUGGCUACUGUCUGGGAAUUGGACCCCUCAUCUCCCAUGGCAGAUUCUUGUGGAUGGGGAUUGGAAGUGCCUGCAAUUACUAUAAUAAAAUGUACGGAGAGUUCAUGAGAGUCUGGAUCAGCGGAGAGGAAACACUCAUUAUCAGCAAGUCCUCAAGUAUGUUCCAUGUCAUGAAGCACAGUAACUACAUCUCCAGAUUUGGCAGCAAACGUGGACUGCAGUGCAUUGGAAUGCAUGAGAAUGGCAUCAUAUUUAACAAUAAUCCUGACCUUUGGAAAACAGUUCGCCCUUUCUUCAUGAAAGCUCUGACCGGCCCCGGCCUCGUCCGAAUGGUGGAAGUGUGUGCGGACUCCAUCAAGCAGCAUUUGGACAGGCUGGACGAAGUCACCAACAACUCAGGCUGCGUGGAUGUGUUGACCCUCAUGCGGCACAUCAUGCUGGACACCUCUAACAUGCUCUUCCUGGGGAUCCCCCUGGAUGAAAGUGCCAUUGUGAAAAAAAUCCAGGGUUAUUUUAAUGCAUGGCAAGCUCUCCUCAUCAAACCAAACAUCUUCUUUAAGAUUUCUUGGCUCUACAGAAAGUAUGAAAGAUCCGUCAAGGACUUGAAAGAUGAGAUAGACAUUUUGGUGGAAGAAAAAAGAAACAAGGUCUCCACAGCGGAGAAACUGGAAGACUGUAUGGAUUUCGCAACCGAUUUGAUUUUUGCUGAGAGACGUGGAGACCUGACCAAAGAGAAUGUGAACCAGUGUAUACUGGAGAUGCUGAUCGCGGCGCCCGACACCAUGUCUAUUACCCUGUACUUCAUGUUCCUCCUCAUCGCGGAGUACCCUGAGGUCGAAAAGGCGAUAUUGAAGGAAAUACACACUGUCGUUGGUGACAGAGACAUAAGGAUUGAGGAUAUCCAAAAUUUAAAAGUGGUAGAAAACUUCAUUAAUGAAAGCUUGCGGUACCAGCCUGUUGUGGACUUGGUCAUGCGUCGAGCCCUGGAAGAUGAUGUGAUUGAUGGCUAUCCAGUCAAAAAGGGAACAAACAUCAUUCUGAAUAUCGGAAGAAUGCACAGACUCGAGUAUUUCCCCAAGCCCAAUGAAUUCACCUUAGAAAACUUUGAGAAAAAUGUUCCCUACAGGUAUUUUCAGCCAUUUGGCUUUGGGCCCCGCAGCUGUGCUGGGAAGUACAUCGCCAUGGUAAUGAUGAAAGUCGUCCUGGUUACAGUUUUUAAGCGAUUCCGUGUGAAGACAUUGCAAAAAAGAUGUAUUGAAAACAUACCGAAAAAAAAUAAUUUGUCCUUGCACCCAGAUGAGGACAGCCAGCACCUCGUGGAAAUAAUUUUCACCCCAAGGAAUUCAGACAAGUACUUCAAGCAGUAA